Molecule: messenger RNA, 4708 nt
Organism: Sitophilus oryzae (rice weevil)
Lineage: Eukaryota; Metazoa; Arthropoda; Insecta; Coleoptera; Curculionidae
Product: fibrillin-1-like
Exons: 22
Coding region: 330-4415 (1361 amino acids)
Biological process (GO): cell-matrix adhesion
Cellular component (GO): extracellular region; basement membrane
Molecular function (GO): serine-type endopeptidase inhibitor activity
Source: RefSeq, a predicted model, not a curated record
GUUAAGUGUCCCCCUUGUUUGCGUCUGUGUCCGUACCAACAACCUGGACGUUGUCGUCUUCUUCUUCGGUGGAGGAGGAAAGUCGGUCAGUGGGACUGGUGCAGCUCCUCGAUCCGGCAUCGCGGCGGGGUCUGUACGUGUGUGUGCUCCGGAUUCGCGGUUCGUCAUUCGAAGAGAGAAAUUCAGCGCGCGCGUUGUUCCGGAGAUAUUCGUAUUGUUGCGUUUUUAAAAUCGCGCGCGUAUUUUAAAAAACAAAAAAGGGACAGUUUUUUUAAGUGUAUGAUUGGAUUUUUUCAAAUAUAUAUUUUAAGGAUUUGUGUCAUACUUUAAUGAAUGUACCAACUAUGGCACUUGGAUAUUAUUUGAUGAUCGGUCUGGUGCUGUUUUCUAUAGCAAAUGUCAGCGCAAGAAAUAAAAGUUCUACAUUAGAAUCGUCAUCAAAAUGCCCCAUGCUAACCGAGUGUCCCUUCAAAGCUGAACAAUGCGAAGAAGACGAUGACUGUAAUGCAGAUGCUGUCUGUUGCAAAAGCCCAUGCGGAAAAAUUUGCACCAAACAACUAUUUACUGGCUGUCAAACUUUAAGGAUGGCCGCUUCCAGGCGAGCCAAAGCUCUUGGUGUCGAACCCAAAUCUGUUCGAAUGCCUCGUUGCAAUAAAAAUGGAGGUUUCGAACCAAUCCAGUGCGAUAACGAGAUUAUCAGUUCCUGCUGGUGUGUGGACGAAGCAGGAUUUGAAUUGCCUGGCACAAGGGCACCUGCAGCUUCACUAGUUAAUUGUACAGCACCAAAAUCUUGUGCUGAAGCCACCUGUCGCAUGUUCUGUCCUCAUGGUUUCGCUCUGGAUAACCACGGUUGUCCAAAAUGCAAGUGCAGAGACCCGUGCGAUGAUAUCAACUGUCCACAUGCCUUGGAAUGUCAUUUGGAGGAACUGGCUUGCGCAGAUCCACCGUGUCCUCCUGUUCCUACUUGUAAAAGAGGCAGAAGUCUGGACAACAUUUGCCCCGUUGGUGAUCCACUUCGUGUCAGUGAUACGGUGCGUCCAUUUUUAUGCGGCACCGACCCUGGCAAACCCAGCUGUCCACCUCUGUACCAGUGCUUAGUCCAGAAAGGCAACGAUUACGGAGUUUGCUGUCCGGCAUCGUUGAAAAUACAGAAAACUGGACAGUGUCCUAUUGAGCCUGAGGCUGGAUUUGAGUGUGGAAUUAUGUGUACUCACGAUCUGGAAUGUCCAUCGGUACAGAAAUGUUGUCAGACUGAAAAGUGUGGGUCGUCUUGUAUGCAUCCGAAAAAUAUUACAGAAUGUUAUCAUCAGAAAGCCCUAUCGGAAGUCUUAGCGGUUAGUGAAAGAGCAGGGCGUGGUUAUAUACCCCAAUGUACCGACGAUGGUCAAUUUGAACCCAGACAGUGCAGCAGAAACGGAUUGGUUUGUUGGUGCGUGGACAGGAUGGGCAGGAAAAUUCGAGGAUCUAUGGGACCCUCCGAUAUUGUAAAUUGUUCCAUCGUGGAUGCGCGUUCACAAACAGUGGCUAGAAGCUUAGAUAAUAAAGGCAACGAAUGUGAGCGUCUAGAAUGUGCUGCAGUGUGCGAAUAUGGUUUCAAAUUGGGAGAAGAUGGCUGUCACACGUGCAAAUGUGACGAUCCUUGUGACGGAUACACGUGUCCAGAGGAUGAGGAAUGCGUCAAUGUCAAGGAAUCAACGUGUAGCGAUUUCUUAUGUCCAUCUUUACCCGUCUGUCGUCCAAAAGCUGUGUACGCCAACCCCUGCGACCAAGGCACGCCUCUGACCGAUGAUCUCAGCGGUGCCCCAGUAGCCUGCGCGCUCAGAUCUGAAGACGGUACUCUUUGUCCUGCAUCGUACGAAUGUACAGCGGUACCUGGAUCGACUCAAGCAGUCUGUUGUCCAAUGGAAGAAGUGGAGGAAAAGGAUCAGUUGGAAGGAGAAGCCUCGGAGGAUUUCAAUCGGGAAGAAGAGAGACCACAAACGAUGUGUGAAUAUCUCCACGAUUUCUCAGAAAGUAUGGAAGGUACCAGGGAAGGUAUGAACUUGGCCCUACCAACUCCAGAAUGUGAUUUCGAAGGUAACUACUUCCCUACUCAGUGCGAUCCAAAAACGAAAGAAUGCUGGUGUGUGGAUAGCUUUGGAACAGAAAUACCAAAAACCAGGACGAAAGAUAACUCAACUAACUGCGAAGAAUUGAGAAACAAUAGCGAAUGUCUUGAUUUAACUUGUAGAAUGGGAUGCGAAUAUGGAUUCAUAUUAUCAGAGGAAACAGGAUGUCCUACUUGUCAGUGCCGAGAUCCUUGCACUAGCGUUACUUGCAACGAUGAUGAGCAGUGUCAGUUGGUCGAGGUUAGCUGUAAAGAUCAUUAUUGUCCACCUGUUCCCGCAUGCCUCCCUAAAAAGGUCGGUCAAUGUCCUUACUUAGUACCAGCAACAUCGACAACUUGCGAUUUCGAAUGCUACUCAGACUCCAUCUGCAACGGAACAAUGAGGUGUUGCUCGAACGGUUGUGGUACUCAAUGCGUAGAACCCUUACUCUAUACCGCUUGUCAGCAUCAGAAAACACUAGCAGAACAUCAGGCUCAUGAGUCUGGAAUGCCUGCGGGAAAAGUAUAUAUUCCUUCCUGCGAGGGUGAUGGCAGUUUUAGCAAAAAGCAGUGUCAUCCAGGUACAAAAGAAUGCUGGUGCGUGGAUGAUAGAGGCUUCGAAAUCUCAGAAUCCAGAACCAGAAACGACAUUUUAUCUUGUGAUCCUUCUCCAAAAUCUACCAACUGUCCCUUACUGAAUUGCAGAGACGACUGUGAACAUGGGUUUGAAAUAAACGAACAAGGUUGUAGAACUUGUGAGUGUAUCGAUCCUUGCACAAAGAUAUCUUGCAGAGGUGAAGGUGAAAUGUGCCGGUUGGUUACUGUGGAAUGCGUGAAUUGGCCUUGUCCAUCUGUACCCAUGUGUUUGCCAAAGAAAGAAAACCCUUGUCAACAUGGUGAACCGCUAAAGUUGAGUUCUACAGACGAUUUGUUUACUUGCGGUCCUGAAUCAGAAAGUUGUCCGUCUACUCACAAAUGUCAGUUGAGUCCUGUAGGAGAAUACGCGGUGUGCUGUCCCAAACCAAGAGAUGUAUGCUUUGAACCACUUGAUAAAGGAAAAUGUUUGGACACAACUCAAAGUAAAAACGAAACAAGGUUUUAUUUCAACGCAAAAACCAACAGAUGUGAAACCUUUACGUACGCUGGAUGCCAAGGAAACCACAACAACUUCCAUACAGAAUCGACCUGCAAUUCUGUUUGCCCAGUAUUGAGCCAAUGCGAGCGUCUGAGGGAAAAGAACCAAAAACAAGCCAAAAGGUACAACAAACCCACUUUUGCACCACGCUGUGAUCAUGAAUCCGGUAAUUGGCAGCCAGUUCAAUGCUUGGAACAUGUCGGUGUCUGCUGGUGCGUCACUCCAAACGGUGAACCGCUCAAAGGAACCUUAACUCGCGGUGCUGAACCAGAAUGCAACUUCAGACAAGCUAGGAACAGGGCUAGUAAUAGGAUGGAUGCAAGCGAAGCUGAUUUGGUGCUCGAGGAACUAAUGAUGCAACUGGGAUCUAUAGACGAAGAAAGCUCCUCAUCUGAAGUAUCAAUUGACAGAAUAGAUGUUGACGUUGAUUUACCAAUAAGCACAAGAUGCCAGGCAUUAGGUGGCCAAUGUGACGAGUCUGGAAAAUUCUUGCCAACACAGUGCGAAGACGACACGUGUUGGUGUGUGGAUGAAGCUGGAAAUCAACUGUCUGGAACUAGCACUUUUGCCAGAGCACAUCACAAUUGUUCUGCUGUACCACUAGAAAGCGCCGAAGUCAUCCUAGGAUUCAGGGGUGAAUUCGAUGACAUCACUUCGGCUCCGGUAGUGAACCAAAUCACCAGAAUAGUGAACAGCCUUAAUGGAAACAUUAACGAUAACGGAAUCAUGACUGAAGUUACUCCAGAUGCUCUUUACAUCAAGUUUUCACUGAUCGGUGCCAGUAAAGUUGAUGUUGCUUACCAAUUAGAGCAAAUGGUUAUGCAACAGGCUUUGCCAGGUUUGACAGCGGACAUAACUAGAUCGAGGGUCAUUCACAAGUUACUGUCCCAGGAGGGUAUUCUUGGACAAAAGCCCACGGCUGCUGGACAUAGAGAAGUCGUGUCACAAGCUCCGGUUUCUGUGAUAGCACCAUAUCACACAGCUUUGAUAGUUAUAGCUGCUGGUUCAGCUUUUGUGAUUUCUGUGCUGACUGUGUUGGUCAUAUUAUAUCGUAGGAAGAUGAAUACCCUAAGCCAACAAAAAAUCGUCCAAGAUACAAGGUUUACACCGAACAACAGACCAAUCUACAUAGAACUAUCCAACGAAAAGUACAAUAAUAUUUCUGCUUCUACAGAGCCAGUGAAAAAACCGUGACCUACGCUACUGCUAAAAUCAAAAUGAUUUUCCUUGUAUAUUUAUGUAAAACUGAUAUUGGGUUACCGAAAUAAUCGAAACAUUGCCAUUUGAACCGUAACUAAAAUGAUUUUUUUUAAACAAUUUAAAAAAAUCAAAUACUUGUUCUAUAACAAAUGUAAAUGGUAUUUUGAAAAAAUAAAAUAAUAUUUUUUUUCAUAGCUGUUAAAAUUGCCUUAUAUCUAUCAAAAAUAGUAGAUUAAAUAUUACUUUAACCGCAAGGGUAGAUUAAAUGAUACUUUAACAGCGAGGAU